Molecule: messenger RNA, 2459 nt
Organism: Salvia splendens (bonfire salvia)
Lineage: Eukaryota; Viridiplantae; Streptophyta; Magnoliopsida; Lamiales; Lamiaceae
Exons: 2
Coding region: 207-2270 (687 amino acids)
Source: RefSeq, a predicted model, not a curated record
AACUCACACACAAUAGGUGUUUGGGCAAAUCAAAAUUUAUGAUGAAUUGAAUUUCUCUUUCCUUUCAUCCCUUCUCUUUUGCACAAAUCUUCAUUGAAACAUUACAUGGAAACAUUCACCUCCCUUCUCACUCGUUAACUCUUUUCUCUGAAGCUGGACACACAUAAGGUAGCUCAUUGUUGAAUUUGGAAGCUAGUUUAUUUUUAAUGGAUUGCAACAAAGAUGAGGCUAUCAGGGCUAAGGAAAUUGCUGAGAAGAAGAUGCAGAGCAAUGACUUCGAAGGUGCCCGUAAGAUUGCUUUGAAAGGAAAAAACCUCUACCCGAAACUCGAAAAUAUUACCCAGAUGCUGAGCAUCUGUGAUGUGCACUGCUCAGCUCAGAAAAUGGUUCUAGGAUCCGAAAAGGAUUGGUAUGGAAUCCUUCAAGUUGAAAAGUCGGAUGACGAGGCAGCGAUCAAGAAACAAUAUCGCCGGCUAGCACUUAUUCUGCAUCCCGAUAAAAAUCAAUUCCCUGGCGCUGAGGGGGCUUUUAAGUUGAUUUGUGAAGCAAAUGCAUUGCUUUCGGAUCCAGCAAAGAAAUCUACGUACGACAAUAAGAUAAAUGUCUGGUCCGGAUCUACUACAAACCCUCUGAAUCAUCAGACUAACAGAAGCUUUCAGGUCAAUAAUCAAUAUGGUGCUCAAAACAGAAACGCAUCUGAUGGUUUCAGCAGCCUGAAUCGAGAUCAAAAUACGGACUCUACCUCGGUUUUCUGGACACAAUGCCCUUUCUGCAAAGUAAACUACCAGUAUCUGAGACAAUAUAUAAACAAAUGUUUGCAGUGCAUCAAAUGCCAUAAGAGUUUUGAUGCAUAUGAAAUGACUGCUCCGUGUGUUUCCUCGACUAGUUUGGGGAACCAAGGCUCUCAGCAUGUGCCAUCAAAACCUGAUAUACACCAAGUUGAUAGUUCUCAAGAGACUGAUCGGGAAAAUCGGGAAAAUGGUGUGCAAAAUAUCGAAGUGUCUUCAGUGUCUGGAUCACAAGGGGAUGUCAGCAUGAAAAGUGUUCAACCAGAGGCAGGUUUCCGAAAAGGAGGUCGUUCCGAGAGUAUCAAGGUAGCUAGUAAUGCUGAAAAUUUGAAGACCGGGACGGAAGGCAAGAAGAGGGGGAGGAAGUUAGUGAUACAAUACAGUGAUGAUUCUGAUACUGAGCCAGAGCAUGUAUCGUACACGAAAGCUGAUGAAGAUUAUCAUUCUGGACCUCGUAAGAGAGCUCAAACAAGCGAAGAAGCAGAUGUUGAGAAGCAUAAGGAUGGCAAUGAAAACAAAGAGACAGGAGCUGAUUACCCCAAAGAAAGUUUGAAGGAAAAGAAUAAGAGCACUGACAAAGAAGCUGAGAUCAGAGGCGAAACUGGCAGUAGGUCUUGUGUAGUGGAAAUUGAAAGCUCUGACAUAGAUUUAUCUUCAAGUAAUGAUUCAGAUACAGGCUAUUUCGAGUGUCCUGAUCCAGAAUUUUACGAAUUUGAGAAGAUGCACGAUGAAAGCCUAUUUUGUGCGAAUCAGUUUUGGGCUUGUUAUGAUACGUUAGAUAGCAUGCCAAGAUUCUAUGCUAAGGUUAGGAAGGUACGCUCUUCUCCGUUUAAAUUGCAUAUUACAUGGCUGGAAGCUGCUCCUAUACAUGAUUCUUGUAAAAGAUGGGUAGAAACGGAGUUACCUGUUGGUUGUGGAAGCUUUAAACUCGGUAAACCUGAUACUAUAUCAGAAUGCUUGUCACUUUCUCAUCAAGUGCAUUGUAUAAAAGGCAAAAAGAAAGGUUCUUUUUUCAUAUACCCAAGAGAAGGGGAAGUGUGGGCUCUUUUCAGAGACUGGGACAUGAGUUGGAGUUCCAACCCAGAGAAUCAUAUGGGAUUUAGAUAUGAAAUUGUAGAGGUGCUCUCUGAUUUUGCUGAAGGUAUUGGCAUAAAAGUUGCGUAUUUGGAAAAGGUUAGUGGAUUUGUGAGCCUUUUCAAGAGAGCAGACCAAAGUGAGAGUGAUUCAUUUUUAAUAGGGCUGACAGAGCUGUACAGAUUCUCGCACUGUGUUCCCAGUUUCAAAUUGACUGGCACGGAACGAGAGGGAGUGCCGGUAGGUUCAUUUGAACUUGAUACCGGCUCCUUACCUCUUAAUCCUGAUGACUUGCAUUUCCCUGGGAGAGCCAAGAUCGAGCGGGGAUAUAAGAAUCCAAGCGUUGGGAACUCACUUCCGAAAUAUGCAAAGGAAAGGGGUAAAUCUUCUUCGACAGGGAGUUCUUGAAGUGAAGGUGACGAACUGAUUUAAUCAUGUAGUCGUCCGAAUUACAUGUGUUUACAAGGCUGGUAAAGAUUUAUGGCUAACAAAUACUAAUAGUAGGUACUACUCUUAGAUGAAGGAUUGUGCAGAGACUGCUACGUAUUUUCAUGUUCCAGCUUACUGUUAUUAGUAUUAAAAUUAGCUUUUAUUAAA